CGGCCCAGUGGAAGAUGAUGUUUUUUGGAGUCAAUUCAGCCUACAGCCAUCAGAAACAGGCCCACUCUUAGAUCAGAAUUCUUGGAGAACAUUGAAAAAUUACAGAAUAUGCACUACAUGGGGUUCAUGGAUUGAUAUACAGUUUACAUGUUGAGUAAAAUCCUUACCACUGCUGUGGUGUUUCUGGUGAUAGCCAUUACCAUAACAGCAGACCCUGACACUAAUGUCAACUACAGAUAUUGUAAACCAUGGAAGUGGGUUAGUGUUGGCCCAUGGCCAGAGGAAUGUAAGAGAUGCCCUGGUUGUAAGCGUGGAUAUUACCAUGACAAUUCGACUCUGGGUCCACUAGACACCAAGCAAGGAGCACUGGAAUGUCAUCAGUGUACGAAAUGUCCAGAGGGCAAGUACAGCAACCAGCACACACGUGACUGGAACAAUCUUCGCUACUGUCGCCAUGACCGUAACUGUACAACGAAGAAUCGUCUGUACAAAUGGAAACCCAGACAGAGCCGAAAGUCUAAGUGUGGAGCCUGCAUUGAGGGCUAUGUUCGUGAGCGUAAUUGGGAUGAAGAUGAUGGUGUCUGUUACAAGCCACAGAAUGACACCAGUGACGGUGAUGUAGACAUAGAAGAUAGCCCAGAGUACAACACUGUACCGAGUCCCAAACUUGACAAAGGCCAGGAAUUAGAUACUGGGGAAAACUUAGAGGCCUUGGAACAGACUGUGAAAUCAGAGGCUAAGAGAAACAGAGACCACCACAAGGUGUAUUCCGUCAUUAUCAUAUCCUGUAUAGUUGUCCUCUUUGUUAUCGCCAUCUUAUUUGCUGUCCUGAGAAAGAAAAGGUGUUGUUCUAGUGAAUCACAGGACACAGUACUAAAGGGAGGUGACUGUAUCAGUUCAACCAGUCCACUUAUGGUGGAUGGAGAGUCUUCAAACGUGAGCAGUCCACAGCAGUCCACAGUUGGUAUAGGUGUGCCCACAGUAUCCACCAAAUUGACAAGAAUUUGUGCCAAACUGGGAUCAUGUGUUGACCUGCAGUCAAGUGUAACUGGUGUAGGGGUCCAGUCAGUGGUCUGGAAAAUUAUUCGUGGGGACGUGACCACUGACAUUGCCAUAGACAACGAGAAAUAUAGAGGAUCAGUCAUAAGUGAUCCAUCUCUCCAUAUAACUGAGGUGUCUGAUGGAGACGAGGGCAUGUACCUGUGUACAGCAGUCAAUGGAGUGGGGACUGGCAGUAGUCCUUUAUGUCACCUCAAGGUCACCACCAAUCCUGACCUGGUACUAACUGCUAAAGAGAGGAUUAGAGCCAAGAAGAUCAAGUUGGAAUCACCUGACGACAAGAUGAUAAAGUGUUUAGCUGAUGUGGUAAAGGGUGACCAAUCAAAACUGUACAAACAUUUGGAAAUCCCUCCUCACCGAGUCUCUCAGAUCCAUAAGGAUUUCCAUCAUAAAGGAGUGAGGGAGUGUGUUCACCAGACCCUGAACAUCUACGUCCAGAGACAAGGUGGACAGGCUACAGUCUACACCCUCUAUAAGGCUCUCAAAGAUUGCAGUUUCUUCUAUGAGCUGAAGUUUUAUGUUGAAGCAUUCCGUAAUCAACUGUCUGAUGAGGGAAACAGCACAGUUAUUUCAAUGGAAGACACUGAAACAAAUGAUGAUGAGGUCGACUGCCAAAAUGAAAGCCCUAUUUUAGAUUCAGAUGAUCAGCAAGAAAAUGUUGAGAAUAUUGUUCUGACAUUUGACAAACAUAAAUUGAAAUGUCAGGUCACAGUUUUAGAUCGCUAGGCUUCUUUCCAAAUUUUACACUUGGCUAAUUUCACUGAUUAUAUAUUUAGUGACAUUAUUUCAUGAAAUAUGAUCUGGUAAAUAGAAAGAAGACUAUUGUAUUGUCCUCUUUCAUCUUCCGUUCCUUAUUCUUGUCAUGUCCAGUAAACAAAAUUUAACUUAACAAUGUACCAAAUAAAAUGGUCCUUACUCAAAAGCUCCCUUUCAAGUCGGCCAAUCUUCAGGGCCACACUCUACUCCAACAAUGUUAGAGGAUAGCACGGAGAGAAACUUAUGACGGGCGCUGUCGGUUGGUGUCAGAAUAAAAAAAUAGCCAGAGACCUUUAGCUAGCUGAAGUAGGCCACUCUCUUUACUGGUUUGCUUUCUACCUCUGGAAUGUCAGUUUAACCCUACUUGCUUCUGGUUUCUGAUAGAUAUUAAUCAAAAGUUUGCUUGUAUUUCCGCAUUUUAUUAUUAUAAAGUUAAAAAUACAGCCUCUGUACCAGGUAUCUGAAUUCAUUAUUGCCAAAUUUUGGGAUUUCUUGCAUACCCAAUAUUAUGUCAAUAUAAUUUCUAUUUUUUCCAAAAGUUGAUAUACUCCGCAUAUCUGAUGAAUUCACUGCUGAUGCAGUCAACAAAGUCUGAAAUAGUUAUCUCCCUUUAAUCAUGAUUAUUUUCCAACAGCUGUUGUUUUAGUCUAGCUAUUUAUGUGCCAUUUUUGUUUGUCAUAAUUUACUUCCAGUUACUGUUACCGUUAGAUACAACUGAGGGAAUUUGAUAUGCCAAGGUACAAUGAUGCAAUGUUACUGAAUGUAGGAUAAGGAACAUGUCUUCUCAUUCUCUCUAAUACCAAAUGUCUUAAAACAUAUCUUAAGUAUUGUAAGAGAAGUGGAAAAAUGCUUGGCCAGACUGGGGUUCGAACACACGACCUCUGAGCACUAGCCGGAUGCUCUACCUAUUGAGCUACAGUGUACCUGGUCGCCGAUGACCGACUUGAUCCAGUUCCACUACACUCAUCCCUCCCUUUUAAAGUCUUCGACCUCGAAGACCUAACAACUCACAACCCAGGUUCGGGUAUCCCCUUGUCAAGUAUUCACCUCACUUGAAACAAGGGUUGGUCACAGGUACCAAAUGUGAGAGGCGUGUAAAAAUGCACCGCCAGAGCGGAGGUUUGAACCCAGGACCCCCGAACACUAGCCGGAUGCUCUACCAAUUGAACUAUGGUACCUAGUCGCCAAUGAUCAACCAGUUCCGCUACAGUAUAAUUACAGUACAAAUAAGUCACUUAAUUUUCUGAAGUCAUCUUUCAUCCUAAACAUUCUUACUUUUUUCUUUAGGACUUUGUUGACUGCAAUACUGCUCUGUAAUUGGUCAAUUAACAGUGACUGUAUCAGAUAUGUGUUAGCAGUAUAUCAGCUUUAAAAAAAAUAGAUUUUUUUUUCGAUUUGGAAAUGUGAAAGAAGUAAAUCCAUAUAGUGAUUUCAUGUAUCUUUAAGUCCCAAUUUAUCUGUGAUAUUUUGUUUUACUGUCUUUCACAAUAAAUAAUAUAUUGUAAUAGUUAGUAAUAUAUAAAGUAAAGUUUUAUUUACAAAGAAAUAUUUUUAGCAAAUGUUAUUAAGGUCUUAUAACCAGCAUUACUCUAUUACCGUAUUUAUUAGCAAACAAGCCCCUUCCCAAAAAUAAUCCCUCCUCAGACUUUGAUAAAAGACUUUUACACUAUACACAAGGGGAGAGGGUUGUUGAAGAAUAUGGUACAACACUAGGGGAGAGGGUUGUUGAGGAAUAUGGUACAACACUAGGGGAGAGGGUUGUUGAGGAAUACAGUACAACACUAGGGGAGAGGGUUGUUGGGGAAUACAGUACAACGCUAGGGGAGAGGGUUGUUGAGGAAUACGGUACAACACUAGGGGAGAGGGUUGUUGGGUAAUACAGUACAACACUAGGGGAGAGGGUUGUUGGGGAAUACAGUACAACACUAGGGGAGAGGGUUGUUGAGGAAUACAGUACAACACUAGGGGAGAGGGUUGUUGGGGAAUACAGUACAACACUAGGGGAGAGGGUUGUUGGGGAAUACAGUACAACGCUAGGGGAGAGGGUUGUUGGGGAAUAUGGUACAGCACUAGAGGAGAGGGUUGUUGGGGAAUACAGUACAACGCUAGGGGAGAGGGUUGUUGAGGAAUACAGUACAACACUAGGGGAGAGGGUUGUUGAGGAAUAAGGUACAACACUAGGGGAGAGGGUUGUUGAGGAAUACAGUACAACACUAGGGGAGAGGGUUGUUGAGGAAUACAGUACAACACUAGGGGAGAGGGUUGUUGGGGAAUACAGUACAACACUAGGGGAGAGGGUUGUUGGGGAAUACAGUACAACGCUAGGGGAGAGGGUUGUUGGGGAAUAUGGUACAGCACUAGAGGAGAGGGUUGUUGGGGAAUACAGUACAACGCUAGGGGAGAGGGUUGUUGGGGAAUAUGGUACAGCACUAGAGGAGAGGGUUGUUGGGGAAUACAGUACAACACUAGGGGAGAGGGUUGUUGGGUAAUACAGUACAACACUAGGGGAGAGGGUUGUUGGGUAAUACAGUACAACACUAGGGGAGAGGGUUGAGGAAUAUGGUACAACACUAGGGGAGAGGGUUGUUGGGUAAUACGGUACAACACUAGGGGAGAGGGUUGUUGGGUAAUACAGUACAACACUAGGGGAGAGGGUUGUUGGGUAAUACAGUACAACACUAGGGGAGAGGGUUGUUGAGGAAUACAGUACAACACUAGGGGAGAGGGUUGUUGGGUAAUACAGUACAACACUAGGGGAGAGGGUUGUUGGGUAAUACAGUACAACACUAGGGGAGAGGGUUGUUGAGGAAUACAGUACAACACUAGGGGAGAGGGUUGUUGAGGAAUACAGUACAACACUAGGGGAGAGGGUUGUUGAGGAAUACAGUACAACACUAGGGGAGAGGGUUGUUGAGGAAUACAGUACAACACUAGGGGGGAGGGUUGUUGGGGAAUAUGGUACAACACUAGGGGAGAGGGUUGUUGGGGAAUACAGUACAACACUAGGGGAGAGGGUUGUUGGGGAAUACAGUACAACACUAGGGGAGAGGGUUGUUGAGAAAUACGGUACAUUUGUCAGCAAUAUGUAUUACAAGACCAUAAUCUCAUUUGAUAAAACACGUACACAACAUUUAUUUACUUUUGAAUAUAAUGUAGAAUUGCUUUGUUUUGUUUUUUACUUUCCUGUUGUCUGCUUUUAAAGCUGUUGAACACAAGGAAGUUGAUGUCGUCACAAUGAGAUUGUGAUAUCAUAGUGCGAUCAUGUGAUCAAAUGAUGUUUUUGUCUCCAAUUCUCUGUUCUGUCUUUUCUUAAUACAGAUAGAGUUAUCUGCUCUUGUGAGCAAAUAUAGAUAGUUACGAAAAAACAAAAUACAUUUGCAAUGUAUCUAGAUAGAUAUGUAAGUAUGAUCGCUGAGAAAAUUGGCAAAAAUUGGUGUUUUUAUCCCGUAUUUGAUAAUAGUGUAUUACUUAGACGUUAUAUGAUAAACAGAGCUGUUUACUUAUGAAAUAUUUUACACUUUAAACAUGCUAUUCUAUUUGUGCUUUCCAAUCAAUGUGUUGACAAGUGCUUUAAUUAUAUAUAUAUGAAAAGUAUUUAUAUUUUAUAUAUUGUAUAUGCAUGGGUUGACUUCCAACCUGAAAACUGGACUCAAUUCGAAAUGUUCAUCUCUGUCUGAGGGAAUUUAUAUUACAAAUUGAAAAUAUGAAUAUGGAAAAUGUGUUCUCAAGUAAAUAAACUGCCCAUAGGUUAAGUGAGUUUUCGCCAUGGUGCAGCGUCCAUUGUCCUCCGUCAACUGUUCAUGUAAAUUCUUACUAGUCAUGAACCACAAAACGGAUUUUGACUAAAUUUGGUGAGAAGAUCCUGGUAUGACAGGGGACCAAUUUUAUUCACCGAGUCACUGAGGGGUUGGACGAUGUCUCAAAUUGGCACCCCUCCUUUGAUAAAACACUCAAUUUCUUCUUAACAAAAUGCCCUAGAAUCAAUAUAUUUGACUGGUAGGUUUCAGGAAUGAUGCCAACAAAAUUUGUGAAAGAAGUGACCUUGACCCAUAUUCAAGGUAAAAGGGGUAAUUUUAUUUAAAUCACAUAAACAAGCUCUUUUGAUUAAUUGAAAGGCAAGACAAUCAUAAAAAUGAAUACCAGGUGAGUGAUGCAGGUCCAUUGGGCCUUUUGUAUGAAUUAAAGACUAUUCACAUGCUACAAUUGAUGCAUAAUGUAAACAGUAGUUUUGAUGCAUUGAUUGUAACAGUUCAAAUUCACCUUCAACCCAGGUUCUUAAUUAUACUUAAUAGUACCUUGCUUUGAAUAUAUAAGACACACAACAACUAGAUACAGGUCCUACAUUUAUUCAACACUAUCAUUGGCUAUAUAAAACAACUAGUAACCAUAACUAUUUACAGCACCACAGAAUAAAAACAUCUUCCACACUAUCAUACACGAAGCAGCUAUUACCCCAAAACAUAGACUGAAAGAUUGAAGGAAAAUAACCAGCCAAUGGCUUCUGUUAAGUGUAAGGAAAGUGUAGAAAGGAAAGAAUAGAAGGGAAGUAAACAACCAACUUUCAACAAUGAUUUUUUUAAGUUUCAUAAAAACUUGCAACAAUGAAGUACCAGCCAAUGGCUUCUAUAUCUUCAUACAACUUCCCACAGAUACUCGUUACAUUCACACAUAAAAACUAGCAACCAUUUCCAUUCACAAUGGUGCACAUAGAUUAGCAUACACUGUUUUCAAUAUAAAAUACACAAUCAUUAUUACUUGCACACAUUCCCAAACUAUAUACAUACUCUCAUACUACAUACAUUCUACAUUCUGAACAUAUAUAUUCACACUCACAAUUAAUAAUUCAACUAUAAUCCAACAAAAUACUAUCAUACAUACGCAAAUAUAUACUUCUACUAAGGGACACAACUCUCAAACAAAGGUACAAAUGUACAUAACUCGCAAAAUCCAUUCCCGUUACACAUUGCAAUUGAAAGUCAAUUUUUACAGAUUUGAAAGGAAAAACAGACUAACAGA
Messenger RNA from Pecten maximus, 6831 nucleotides. RefSeq lists its product as uncharacterized. The transcript is spliced from 9 exons. The record is from RefSeq and is a predicted model, not a curated record. Gene Ontology annotation, biological process: positive regulation of JNK cascade; signal transduction; positive regulation of canonical NF-kappaB signal transduction. The coding region runs from base 148 to 1785 and encodes 545 amino acids. Gene Ontology annotation, molecular function: signaling receptor activity; protein binding. Lineage: Eukaryota; Metazoa; Mollusca; Bivalvia; Pectinida; Pectinidae. Gene Ontology annotation, cellular component: plasma membrane.